AUGAGCCGGUCACUUGAGACUUCUUCCCUUAAGAGGAAAAGACCCGAGGUCGAUCCAUUGGGUCUUGUAGAUGCUGAGCGUGCGAUCCUCAAUGCUAUCAAAAAUAAAAAAGAUUUGGGAAUUUGGGUACGAGACAUCAAACAAGAGACAAAGCUCACUGAUCAUGUUGUCAACAAAUCGCUCAAGUCAUUGUUGGCUAGGAAACUGAUAAAAGAGGUUGUAAAUAUCCAAUACAAAGGGAAAAAACACUACAUGGCAGUCGAGUUCGAACCCUCAAAGGAAGUUAGUGGAGGCGUAUGGUAUGUUGAUGGAAAUCUCGACAAAGAGCUUGUUAAUGUUAUGAAACAGUUGUGCUUAAGGUGCAUACGCGUUCAAAAGGUUGCUACUCUCGAGAGAGUUCACGAGCAUUUAAAGAAGCAGCAAGUGGUGAAUUUUGAGAUCUCUAGCCAGCAUGUUUCCGACAUAUUGAACUCGAUGGUUUUAGACAACGAAAUAAUUGAGGUAAAGAGCACUGGACUCGGAGCGUAUUAUUCAAUUCCUAUUGGAACAGUAUGUUACAGAUUUGAUAGCAGUCCCGCCGUAGCGAAGGGUUCAAAACUGGGUGCAUUUGCUUCAAUUCCAUGCGGUGCUUGUCCUCGGAUUAGUCUAUGUACACCCGACGGGGUAAUAUCUCCUAGUACUUGUGUCUACUACACUAAAUGGUUGAAUAUUGAUUUUUGA
Molecule: messenger RNA, 720 nt
Organism: Fraxinus pennsylvanica
Lineage: Eukaryota; Viridiplantae; Streptophyta; Magnoliopsida; Lamiales; Oleaceae
Source: the annotation of a GenBank genome assembly